Zootoca vivipara (common lizard) is the source of this 1383-nucleotide messenger RNA. RefSeq names its product solute carrier family 2, facilitated glucose transporter member 5-like. NCBI's taxonomy places the organism in Eukaryota, Metazoa, Chordata, Lepidosauria, Squamata, Lacertidae. Gene Ontology annotation, biological process: dehydroascorbic acid transport. Gene Ontology annotation, molecular function: D-glucose transmembrane transporter activity. The record is from RefSeq and is a predicted model, not a curated record. Gene Ontology annotation, cellular component: plasma membrane.
AUGGAAGACAUGGCUAAAGCUAAGAAGAAUCCAGAAAACUAUCAGUAUAUGCUCUUCGAGGCAGGCCUUGUCAUCAGUUUGUUCCCUAUUGGAGGCCUUCUUGGAGCACUCAUGGCAGGAGCUAUGGUGGAUGAAUACGGAAGGAAAGGUGCCUUGCUGAUCAAUUGCUUCUGCUCUAUGGUGUCCUCUAUGUUUAUGGUUUGCGCCGCUGUGGUGAACACCUCCCUGUUCACGAUGAUUUCACACUUCCUCAUUGGAAUAACCAUAGGCAUCUUCUCCAUCGUGAUCCCAUUGUACCUCAUAGAGAUCUCCCCAUUGAACAUGAGGGGAGCCAUUGGCAUGCUGCCUCACCUCUUUCUAGGUGUAGGUUUGCUCCUGGCUCAGAUACUCUCUUUUCGUGACAUGUUGGGGAACAAAGAAGAUCGGCCAAUACUGACAAGUGUCCCUGGAAUACUGGCAUUAUUUCAGACCAUUGUCGUUCCUUCCUUCCCCGAAAGCCCCAGGUAUCUACUGAUUCAGAAAAAUGAUGAAGAAAGCACCAUGCUAGCCUUGAAGAAGCUGAGGCACCAUGAGGACGUGCAGGAGGAGAUAGAAGAGCUGCAGCAGGAGAAGUUGGCUGAGAAGGGAGAGAAGAACAUGAACUCACUUAAGCUGCUUUGCUUCCCAAGCCUGCGGUGGCAAGUCAUCUCAGUCAUGAUCUUGAUGUGCGGCCAACAGCUCUCUGGAGUCAACUCAGUAUACUUUUAUACAGAGAGAAUCUACCUGUCUACAGGAACUGACCUAAAAUAUGUCCCGUACAUCCGUUUAGCGUCAAGCACUGCCAUCAUCAUUACAGUCUUUGUUGGGAUAUUUAUCGUCGACUUACUGGGGCGAAAGUUACUGCUGCUCAUUGGUUUCGGCAUGUGCACCAUCUUCUGCAUCGUAUUAACCGUGAACCUUGAACUUCAAGUUGGCAUGCAAGAGGGAGAUGCCAAAAGGAUGUCUUAUGCCAACUCGUUUCUCAUCAAUAUUUUCCUCCUGGGACAUGCCAUCGGACCUAGUGCUCUUGCCAACCUGAUAACAGCAGAGAUUUUCCUUCAGUCCUCGCGGUCCUCAGCCUAUGUGGUCGGGGGAUUUGUGCAUUGGUUCCUAAACUUCUUCAGCAUUAUGGUCUUCCUCAAUAUACAGGGAUACGUCGGAUACUACACCUUCCUCAUCUGCUGUCCAAUAUGCGCUGCCACCUUCCUUUUCAUCUUAAAGAUGAUCCCAGAAACUACGCAGCUGACUUUUCUGGAGAUCAGGAAGCAACUGCCCAUCUACGUGCCUCAAAAGCAGAUGAAGAUGGAGCUAACGCCAAGGAGAAACACCAGGCGGGCGUUGGGGGAGGGGCAAAACCCCGUGUAG